Messenger RNA from Paramecium pentaurelia, 1812 nucleotides. Lineage: Eukaryota; Ciliophora; Oligohymenophorea; Peniculida; Parameciidae. The record is from the annotation of a GenBank genome assembly.
AUGGGAUGUCUUUUCGGAAAAUAAGAAUAAACGCAAAACAGAUAUCAGAUGAAGGAAUAUGACAAAUUUAAAGUUCUGCAAUUAAGUAUAAUGAAUGGUUAAUAUCAUCUAAGUUCAAAGUAGUGAAGAGAUGUUUUUAAUUUUUAAUCUUUAGGUAUAUUUAUUACUAAAUAGGGUGCAUGGUAUAUGAAAUAUUUAAACUUGUAGGAAUCACUGGAUUUAUUAGAAAUGUGAUGGCAAACUUCUUUAAUUUUUAAGUAUUUACAAAAUCAUUACAUUUUUUCUUAGGUUAAGUACAUUAAGAUCAGCAGAUAUUGUCACAAUUAUUUCCAAUAAACAAACACAAUUUUUAAUUAGUAGUAAUAAAUGCAAAAUACAUAUCAAGCUGAGCAAUUUGCCUAAGCCUUUGUUUUACUAAAUAAUAUAAUCUGAUGAAGCUUUUUUAAAAAAGAACAUGAUCAAUAAAGAAGAAGUAUUUAAUGAACAAUACUCAUGUUUUGAUGAAUCUGAUAUUGAAAUGGAAUAAGAGCCAGAAAUUGAUCUAGCAAAUCAAUCAUUAGACCUUUCUGAUAUUGACAACAAUAACAAUAAUGUAUCUCCAAUAAAGAAGGCCAAUUUUGAUGAUGAUUAAAUUAAUCAUUAAAAGUUAAUCUUAGAUUACUUGGAUCAUUUUUGUCCUCAAACAGAAGACUAAUAUUAUAAAUGGUUAAUAAGCGAAAAAGUAAUUUAAUAUCUCCAACAAUCAUUAUAUAUCAAUUUAUGGUUUAAUAGAUUGGAUAUAGAAGAAAAAUUUGUUUGGCAGAAAACUAAUAAUAAUUCAUUUGUGAAAAGAAGGUUUUAAUUGAUUGAAAACAAAUUGCUCAUUCUUUUAGGUUCAGAAAAUUAGGAUAUUAUUGGUAUUUAAUAAUAUAAUUAUAAGAACUAAUCCCUUUAAUAUAUUCAAAUAUACAAGAAGUUUAAAAACAAUAAUAUAUAAAUAAAUUUGGAAUCUCUAUUAAAUGUGAUAAAAUAAAGAUAGAUGUCUAAUUGUUUUUCGAUAGUCUAAUAGAAUUGCAUUAACUUUAUUGUCCUUAUUCUUAAAAAUAUUAAAUUCUAAAUAAAAAUAAUAAAUCACAUUUUGAAUGUGUUAACAAAUCAUUAGGAUUAAAAUUAUCAAUACAACAAUUCUAAAUUGAUAAUAAUUCUAUUUCAAAUUUAAUAAUUCAUGAUUCAUUAUCUAAUUUCAAAGGAGUAAUUAAAUGUCAUGAAAUUCAAUUUGAAAAUAACACAAAUAUAUACUAAAUUUGUGAAAAUAUCCCAUUUACACUAGAUGAAUAUCUAUAAUAAAUUAAGCAAUUAAGUGGUAUUUCAGUUUUUAUAUGUUUAGAAUUCCAAAUCAGAUUGAUUGCCAAAUAAUUCCUGGUUAUAUUUAAUUAUAUUCAUAUGAUGGGAGUGAUAAUUGUUUGCUUGAAUCCUAAUUAAAUAGGAGUAAUUCCAAAUAAAUAAGAGCCAGAUUCAAUUGAGAAGAUCGCCAUUUGCAACUUCAACUAUUCCACCUACUAAUUUAAACUUUAUAAUAAACAAAAAUUAUCUGAAUUUGCGGCACCUGAAGUAACAACUGGAUAAAUAUUUGACGAAUCAGUCGAUUCCUAUUUAUUAUAUAAAUUAUUGAUGUUUAUAAUAAGAGGAUAGCAGUUAUCUCCAAACUUUAAGGAUUUGUUGAGUAAAUUGGAGAAGAGAGUUCCAAUUAAUAAGGUCCUGUAACAUGAUGUAUUUAAAGAUGAAACAAUAACUACAAAAGCAAUUGAAAACAUGGUUAUAUUAAAGAACUGA